AUGCGUGCCACCUACCAGCUCAACCAGGAGAAGCUCGACUACAACUACCGCGUGCUGGUGGAGCGCGACACCGAAAACACUACCACCAUCAAGCACCAAAAGCGCAAGCUGACACGGAUGGCGGACGUGCUGAGUGCACUGCGCGCAAAGCACGCGCGAGAGGAAAAGCGCUACAAGCAGGUGC
Messenger RNA from Emiliania huxleyi CCMP1516, 184 nucleotides. RefSeq lists its product as hypothetical. The record is from RefSeq and is a predicted model, not a curated record. Gene Ontology annotation, biological process: cilium-dependent cell motility; axonemal dynein complex assembly; regulation of cilium movement. The transcript has a single exon. Gene Ontology annotation, cellular component: axoneme; axonemal dynein complex. Lineage: Eukaryota; Haptophyta; Isochrysidales; Noelaerhabdaceae. The annotation marks the transcript as partial.